AUUGUGCAGGAAUGGCCCUUGAAGAGUAACCUCGAUCCGAGUAUCUACGGCCCGCCAGAGUCUGCAAUCACUACAGAAAUAAUUGAGAAAGAAAUAGGUGGUCUUAUGUCUGUAGAUGAGGCUAUAAAACAAAAGAAGUUGUUCAUAUUGGAUUACAAUGACCUGCUAUUACCAUAUGUGGAGAAAGUAAGACAACUUAGCGGCACAACACUGUACGGAUCACGGGCACUGUUUUUCCUAACCCCACAAGGUACGCUGAGGCCUCUGGCCAUUGAGCUGACUCGGCCGCCGAUCGACGAAAAGCCGCAGUGGAAGCAAGUCUUUACACCUUGCUGGGAUGCCACUGGUGUCUGGCUUUGGAGGAUUGCCAAAGCUCAUGUUCUUGCCCAUGAUUCUGGCAUUCAUCAGCUCGUUAGUCACUGGCUAAGGACACAUUGUUGCACGGAACCUUAUAUAAUAGCAACAAACAGGCAGCUGAGUUCAAUGCACCCAAUAGCUAGAUUGUUGAACCCACACUUUAGAUACACAAUGCAGAUCAAUGGUCUUGCACGCCAACUCCUAAUCAACGCAGGUGGCAUCAUUGAAAGCACAUUCUCUCCUGAUAAAUACUCCAUUCAGCUCAGCUCCGAUGCCUACGACAAGUUGUGGCGAUUCGACAAUGAGGGGUUGCCAGCUGACCUCAUCAGCAGAGGACUGGCUGUUGAGGACCCAAGUGCACCGCAUGGGCUAAAGCUAACAAUUGAAGACUACCCUUUUGCCAACGAUGGUCUCCUUAUCUGGGACGCCACCAAACAAUGGGUGACUAACUAUGUCAACCACUAUUACUCAAGCGCAAGCCAAGUGGAGUCCGACGAAGAGCUCCAAGCAUGGUGGACAGAAAUCCGAACCGUCGGUCACGCGGACAAAAAGGACGAGCCAUGGUGGCCCGUUUUGAAGACACCUCAAGACCUGAUAGAAAUCGUCACAACAAUGAUUUGGGUAACAUCAGGCCACCAUGCAGCCGUCAACUUCGGACAGUAUGACUACGCAGGGUACUUCCCCAACAGGGCCACUAUUGCGCGAACCAACGUCCCGACGGAAGACCCGAAACCGGAGGAGUGGAAGUACUUCUUGGAGAAGCCUGAAGGCACGCUUUUGCAGUGCCUGCCGACGAAAAUUCAGGCAACGAAAGUGAUGACCAUUUUGGAUGUGCUGUCUAGCCAUUCACCGGAUGAGGAGUACAUCGGGGAGAUGUCGGAGCCGUCGUGGAGCGAAGAUCCGUAUAUAAAGGCGGCUUUCGAGCAGUUCAGCGGGAGGUUGAAGGAGAUUGAAGGGAUUAUCGACGAGAGGAAUGCUAAUGCUGAAUUGAAGAACAGAACUGGAGCUGGGGUUGCGCCAUAUGAGCUUUUGAAGCCGUUUUCGGGCUCCGGUGUCACCGGCAAGGGUGUUCCGAACAGCAUCUCCAUUUGAAACGAGUGAUUAAAGUGGAGAACUAAUAAUGGAGCUGGAGAAUAGUCGAUGAUCAUGUUUUUGUGUUUCAAAGAACCAGAGAUAAGUUUUUAACUAAUUACAAAGUACUAUCUCCUCACGUGGUCAAUAAUUUGCAACUUUUACAUUAGAAUAAUGUAAUAUCAUACAUGCGGCAAGAAAGAAUGCAAACUUUAUUAUGAAUGACUGUA
Morus notabilis is the source of this 1658-nucleotide messenger RNA. RefSeq names its product linoleate 13S-lipoxygenase 2-1, chloroplastic. The transcript is spliced from 4 exons. Gene Ontology annotation, molecular function: metal ion binding; oxidoreductase activity, acting on single donors with incorporation of molecular oxygen, incorporation of two atoms of oxygen. Gene Ontology annotation, biological process: lipid oxidation. The record is from RefSeq and is a predicted model, not a curated record. The annotation marks the transcript as partial. NCBI's taxonomy places the organism in Eukaryota, Viridiplantae, Streptophyta, Magnoliopsida, Rosales, Moraceae.